GGAUAAGGUUGUUAUAGUUUUUUAUUAAGCAGUUCUGUUGAGGGAAAUUAAAAAGAGAAGAAUCAUGGAAAUUACAUGUAAACAUUCCUCUCCAGGACCCUAAGUGCAUUAUAGUCAGUCCAGAGACAUUUCUGUACUGCUGCCCUCAUGUCAUGAAAGUGUAUAUGUCCUUGUGCCUGGAAGCAAAUUGAAAAUUUAGUUCCUUUUUGCUAAUUCCAUUUCUUGCUGUGUUAUGCCUAUCAGGACUUCUUACCAGCAGUAGCAGCCUUUUGUUGUGUAGACUGAGGUUGCCAUAGUCAUCAGUGUGGUUAGGUAACAUUAUUUUGAUAGCACAUUCUUUUGGUUUUUUCCUGUAUUUUCUCUUUCUUCUAGAAUGAUGUGUGAUGCUGCUGCCAGCACAGUCAUCAUAAAUCAGUAGGCCUUAAAAAUCCCAUGUCAAAUAUUUCACUUACAUUUUUUCAUGACAACACUGCUCAUACCUCAUUCACAGGUCAACAGUAUUUCAGGAACAAGCACAUGAUCUGCAUGACUUUUGGCAAAAACAAGCAAAUUAAACACAAUCAAAGUACUUUGUAGAGAAUCUGCCUGCUUGGCCUCUGCCUCAAAACACCAGGGAGCUGAUGAAGCAGUGCUGCUCACAGUCUACUAGCAGACAUAGAUCUUUAACAUUUGGAGUGAAAUACACUUCAUGUAUAGGCUAUUCUGUAAAUAACUUGCAGUUUUCCUAGCAAUCUAGCCUUACAUGGUAUGGGAUCCUGUAACAACAGUUGAGGACUUUUAUUGAGGGAUUGACAGCAGCUUACUUUGUGGUAAUUGAACAUGGGUGUUUGAGACCUCAUUUCUGGCAUGACAAAAUGGAUGGAUGUGUCCUGUGAGCUGCUGGUCUUCUCUUCACUGCUGUAGGUGAAUUUUUUGAAGUGUGAUAGCUUUGUUUAGGAAUGUUAAAAAUUCUUUAAUAGCGUGUUUACAAUUUUUUUGGAAAUAACUUGUAUUUCUGAAACUAAUACCUUAAGUAAAGCUUCAUACUCAAGGGUCUUACAGAGUUUCUGUCUGAAUCAGGUACAUCUUUUUUUUGUCAUGUUAUGUGAAGUGUUGUUGUUUGGUGGGUGGGGUUUUCUGCUGGUUUUGACUGAGAUAGAGUUAACUUUCUUCACAGCAGUUUGCAUGGGACAGUGUUUUGGUUUUCUUCUGAAAGCAGUGUUGAUAAUGAAGAGAGCUUAGCUAUUGCCAAGCAACACUUGCACAGAGCCAAAGCCUUUUCUGCUCCUCUCCCCACCACACCAGUGAGGAGGCUGGGAGGGGACACAGCCAGGACAGCUGGCCCCAGCUGACCACAGGGAUAUUCCAGACCGUGUUGCAUCAUGCUCAGCCUGCAAAACGGGGUGUAGAUGAAUGAAGGAUGGACAUUUGCAGCUAUGGCAUUUGUCUGCCCAAGUAGACAAGCUUGUGAUGGAGCUGGAACAGAGCCGUAACCUCAGCAGUACAAUUGUACACAUUGACAUGGAUGCUUUCUAUGCAGCUGUGGAAAUGAGAGACAAUCCAGAGCUGAAGGAAAAACCUAUAGCAGUGGGAUCAAUGAGUAUGUUGUCCACAUCAAAUUACCAUGCCAGGAGAUUCGGAGUGCGUGCAGCCAUGCCUGGAUUUAUUGCUAAAAGGCUAUGUCCCCAUCUAACUAUAGUACCACUAAACUUUAAAAAAUACGGAAAAGUGAGUAAAGAGGUAAGAGAAAUACUGGCUGAAUAUGAUCCCAAUUUUAUGCCUAUGGGCCUAGAUGAAGCCUACCUGAACAUAACAGAGCACUUGGAGGAAAGGCUGAACUGGCCUGAAGAGAGGAGAAGGUUCUUCUUUAAUACAGAAAGCACUACAGGAAUAGAUAAAGAUGGUGUGAAUAUGUCUGCCAAAUUUAACAAAGAUGAAGUCUCUUCUUCACCAGUGCUGUUUGAAGACAACACACCUCCCAUGGACGAUGACCUUCAACAAAGAGGUCUAUCAGUGGAAAACUCAGUUGUCUUUGGAACUUCCGCAGAGGAAGUUGUGAAGGAAAUUCGCUUUAGGAUUGAGCAGAAAACUCGACUGACUGCUAGUGCAGGAAUAGCACCAAAUACAAUGUUAGCAAAAAUGUGUAGUGAUCGCAAUAAACCUAACGGCCAAUACAGAAUUCCUCCUGAGAGAGCAGCAGUGCUAGACUUCCUGAAAGAUUUACCCAUUAGAAAGGUGCCAGGUAUUGGAAAAGUAACAGAGAAGAUGUUAAAAGCCCUUGGAAUUGUGACUUGCUCAGAACUGUACCAGCAGAGGGCGCUACUUUCUCUUCUCUUUUCAGAAAUAUCUUGGCGCAAUUUUUUGGAUAUUUCCCUUGGUUUGGGCUCAACACAUUUGGAAAAGGAUGGAGAAAGAAAAAGUAUGAGCACUGAAAGAACAUUCAGUGAAAUAAACGCAGCAGAAGACCAGUACAGUCUAUGUCGAGAGCUCUGCAGAGACCUUGCUCAAGAGUUACAGAAGGAGGGACUCAAGGGUAGAACUGUUACAUUGAAGUUAAAGAAUGUGAACUUCGAAGUUAAAACAAGGGCUUCAACUGUGCUGUCCUCUGUUUCUACUGAGGAGGAAAUAUUUACUGUUGCUAAAGAUUUGUUAGGAACAGAAAUUGAUAGUGUUGCUCCUCACCCUCUACGGAUAAGACUUAUGGGUGUACGAGUAUCGGGAUUUCUAACUGAAGAAGAAAAGAAAUACCAACAAAAAAGCAUUACAAGUUUCUUAAAAUCAGGAAAAGAAAUUGGUGUCCUUAGGAUUGAGACAGAGAAGUCCAACCAAGAGUAUUUCACAAAAAAAUCAGAAGCACCUCAUAGAGGGAGUUUUUUUGAUCAAAAACGAGCAGCAAGACAACAAAACAGUGAGAAUAUUUCUCCAAAUGAAAGCAGAAGUAAGCAGCCCUUUCAUGAUGAUAAAUCAUCAGCAAAUUUUAUGGGAGAAACAAAGAAAGUCACAGAUUUACAGGAUUCUAAUGUUUGUAAGAGCUUCACCUGUCCUGUUUGCUUUGAGAAGCAAAGCAGCAAUAAUUUGGAAGAGCUUAAUAGACACAUUGAUGAGUGCCUCAAUGGGAUGUGUCUUAAAGAUACUGUGGAAAUAUCCAAGAAUGACAGUUCAAGAGAAAAUACACCUAACUUUCUUCCACAGUUUAAAAAUGAAUACAUUGAUAAAUGUCAAAAAAGUCAAACAGAUCAGUUAGCAGGAACAGUCCAGUCUGCAAGUGUAUCUGACAGCUCUACUAACAAUAGCACUGAAAAUUUUGGUCAGAUAAUACCUGAUAAAUCUUCCAGAGAACGACAGCCUAGUAAUCUCAGUGACAUUGCUAGAAAUGUGUGUAUGAAGCAGUGUCUCUUGCCCAAAAGAAUAUCACAAGACAAUGAAGACAAUUUUGACAAGACUGAACAUACAGAAGGAACUAGUUCAUCCUGUUUCUUUGAAGCCAAAGAAGACAAUGUUCUUGUUUGUCCAGUUUGUAAUUUAGAACAGAAAACCACCAGUCUUGUGUCAUUUAACAGACACGUGGAUGUCUGCUUAAAUAAAGGCCUUAUCCAGGAGCUGACAGAAAAAGAGGAUUUUCCUACUAAGACUUAUAAUAUGGAAUACUCAAACAGAGUUUUCUCUGGAGGUUUAAGCAAAGGACAGCAGUGCACAAAUCCAUCACAAGGUACAAAAAGGUCUGGACUAACAGCUUCACAGUCAGUAUCAAAAAAGGCCAAGUCAAGCAAUUCCAAACGUACAAUCAAAAUGUUUUUUAAAUGACUGUGUAACAACAUGUUCUGUAUGAAUUAUUUCAUAGAGUUUUAGGACUGCAAGUUAAUUUAGCAUUGGCAAUAGGCUGGAUUCAGGUGCCUGUCGUUUUGGAACAAUUACAUAUCUGUAUAACAAAAACAUGAUGUCUCAGAUAGAAGAAGAGGUAAAAUGAAGGCUCCUCUUGCUCUUCCUCUUGCUCUUCCUCUUGCUCUUCCUCUUGCUCUUCCUCUUGCUCUUCCUCUUGCUCUUCCUCUGGCUUUUCCUCUGGCUUUUCCUCUGGCUCUUGCUCUGGCUCUUGCUCUGGCUCUUGCUCUGGCUCUUGCUCUGGCUCUUGCUCUGGCUCUUGCUCUGGCUCUUGCUCUGGCCCUUCCCCUUCCCCUUCCCCUUCCCCUUCCUUUUCCCACUUGUUUCCAAGAAUCAGAAUUUGCUGGCACUUUAAUUUAGCUCCCUGGAACACAGGAGUCAUAGCUAGGGUGUCCCACUGUACUUGCUGAAGGCCCUCUUCCCACUCCUGAACUUCAGUCUUCUCUGUUGAUUUUAUUGUAAAAAUAAAAUAAGGAGACUAACUGUGUGAUAGCAAAGAAGAGUUGAAUUGCUUGAUUUCAGCUAACAGAUGUCUGUCUUCAGAGUGGACACAAAACUGUAUUAGUCUCACAGUUACCCAAGAUAAGAACAAGAACUUGAAGCACUAUCAAGCUUUCAUUGUUGCUACUGAAAAUUACUUCAGUAAGAGUUGAUUGACCAGAUCUGAAGGACUCGUGGUGAGAUAAACAACGACUUCACUUAUUUUAAAAAAUGUUAAAAAAUCUGUUGAUUGAGAGAAGGAUUCCUCCAGUAUACUCAGACAAAUGCUGCUUGAUCUUCAGCCUUCCAAAGAGACUAAAAACUUCUUUACAGUUUGAAAGUAUUACCAGUGAGUAGCACUAAAUUUACGCUACAUAAAAGGUUUCAUGGUGCAAUAAUAAUGAAUUAAGGUGCAAAUACAAGAUAAUGAACCUUCUUAUUUUUUCGCUAUCUUUCUUUUUAAAAUUAUUUUGUAUUUCUGAAUAAAGUGUAUUCUGUGAGUGCAUACCUAGAAAGAGGAAGUUAAGUGCAAAUAUUUAAAAUGCUCUGUUUAAAUUUUUUCUGUUCACACCAAAUUCUUUAAAGACAUUUUAUUAUAAUUAAAUAUUUAUCAGACAAAUAAUUUAUUAUAACAGCAUAUUUCUUAGAAGUUAUACAAACAGUGCCAAGCCCUGUAUGAAAUAUAAAUUGCUUUUUAACUGUAGUCUUUUAAAGAAGUGGCUGAACCGGCACCGGCUGACCUCUCUACACCAGUUGUAGAAACAUCUAUUUUGUUGUUCAACUUUAUUGGGAUUUGCUUGCUUUUUAAAGCAACAAAUGUAUACAUGGUAUGUCUUAGAUGCCCAAGUGCAGUUCAGAAAAUGCUUUCCCAUUUCCAGAACUGCUGGAAUGGUUACACCAUCUGUACCUGCUUGUCUGUUUGUUUGUCAGAUGCUGCUGUACCCACAGCCCUGUCAUUUGAAUUCAUGUCACUGCUCCCUUAUCUGCUUUGGUCCAAAUCAGCUGGACUAAUUCAGACUGUAAAUUGAUUCAGUCAACUUUUUCAAAACUGGGUCAGUGAGCACACAGCAUGAGCUGUUCUGUUGACAGAUGUGGGAAUUGUUGGUAUGGAAUACAUAAAAGUAACUGAGGGAACAAAAGGCUGCCACAGCUGUUUAGAAAGUGAACACCUAUCCCUUUUUUAGUUUGUAUCUCUGAUUCAAUAAAGUGUAAAAUCUAACUAUUGUCUUGUUAUUGUAUGUGUAUCUAUAAAACGUCUAUUUUUACAUAAGCAUUACAUAGCAAAAAGUACUCUACUCUUAAGUACUUGAAAAAAAUAAGUUAGUUGUCUUCACCUCAAAAGCCUCCUUGCUGUCUGUUUAAAAAGGAAGUGUCAUAGAGUUAUCCUAGUGUCAUGAAAAGGUUGUGGAUGUGUCAGAUAAUUGUGCAAAUAAAACUCAUAAUAUGGUUGUAAAUUAUUUAUUAC
Prinia subflava (tawny-flanked prinia) is the source of this 5803-nucleotide messenger RNA. It is a transcript of the gene POLK, whose product is annotated as DNA polymerase kappa. Gene Ontology annotation, biological process: error-prone translesion synthesis. Lineage: Eukaryota; Metazoa; Chordata; Aves; Passeriformes; Cisticolidae. The coding region runs from base 1393 to 3783 and encodes 796 amino acids. Gene Ontology annotation, cellular component: nucleus. Gene Ontology annotation, molecular function: damaged DNA binding; DNA-directed DNA polymerase activity. The transcript has 13 exons. The record is from RefSeq and is a predicted model, not a curated record.